AUGAUCGUGGCUCAGAAAAGGGAUCAGCUUCUGACCAAAGUCUCUACUACUGGCACGACCGGUCACUACGAAACUCGCCCGCCAGCCUCACAAGCAACCACCCGAACCCGUUUCAACAUGCGCAUCUACACCACAGAGCUCCUCGCUGCGGUCGCGUUCAUCGAAAGUCUCUCAAGAUACUCUGCCUCAGGUUCGAAGACGCUGCGGCCGGAUCUUCGUUCCAGUGAUCAUCCCAAGGACCCUGUGAAGAAUGCCAGCGACAACCACAUGUUGCCAAGCAACGACAUAGCAAAUGGCGAAGACAGGACAUGGGCUUUGGAAUUUCCCGAACUCUAUGCGGUAGUUGAACGGGCGCAAGGAGUGAUACACGACCAAAGUGUCCCCAUGCUUGCUGCUGAAGAUUGGGAUCAACUCAGACACGCACAUUAUGCACCAGAACGUCUCGAGUCGAGCGGAACCGUGGCGACACCGGUGUUUGAUCUGCCUUCGCUCGCGGCACCUGUCGUGGCUUCUCAAUCGGAAGCAGACAGUACGAGGGUCAACGAGCAUUCGCCUGGUGUGGCUUCUCGAUUGGAAGCAGACAGUACCAGGAUCAAUGAGGAAGCGAUUGCUAAGGCAACUCAAUCGGAGGCAAAAAGGAAUAGGGCCAUCGAGCAUGCGCUUGCUACAGCUCUUCAACCUAAAGACAAACGUACAAGUAUCAUCGAGCAACUGCAACAGCAAACGGAUAAGAACCUUUUGAGUGCAGACCAGUGGAACUCCCUGAAGGGGGAGAAAACACAGGAUUGGACAGCAGAACAGCUGAUGCACGAGCUGGUAGAGGUGUAUUGUGCCAAUACUGAUGGCUUAACCAAACUCGCGUCUGCUUUGCUAAAAGCUAAGGUGGCUGCUCUGAUCGACGGGGAGAUAUUCACUGCUUUGGAGGCAGCGAUGUUAGAAUCCUGGAAGAACCGCGGCAUCACGUUCGACCGUUCUUCCGACCUUCUGGAGCUCUCCAACCUGACGGCAGAAAAGGACAUGACGGACCAGUUGCGACUGCUUGAACGAUACAAAUUUGUUAUCCAUAGCGGUCGUGGCCAAGUACGUAAUGUAUAUUUGCACAUACUCAAAAAGCUUAAGAGCAAAGGCAACUUUGAUUAUCUACGGGCGAUAGUGCCCAUGGGGGAGGAGUCUACCAUCGCGGACGAAAUGCUGAUGUAUUUCGUAAUCCGUGGCUAUCUCAAAGGCGUGACCUCCGCUACAAUGAUUGAACGCAUGCGCGCUGCGCAAAUAAGUGAAUCCAUGAUUCAGCGUCUGCCAAGUAAAGCACGCGAGGUUGCACAAGUGCAAAAAAAGAACGACCGCAAGGUUCGAUGGACUAAUAUUGCGGAAGGGUUGGACACGGCGCUGAAAGAAGACCCGACUAAAGUUGUUAACAAGGCUCUGGUAGAGUCAAAGUCGUCCAGCAACCCGAGCGCGAACAAUUCAAAGAGGAAGGAAGGCACUUUUUCGACUUACGAGGUUGCACUAGCGUUACCAAAGGAGGACCCGAAACGCCAAAAGACCGCGGGACCUUCCAUUCGACGUUAG
This is a messenger RNA of Peronospora matthiolae, 1569 nucleotides long. The record is from the annotation of a GenBank genome assembly. NCBI's taxonomy places the organism in Eukaryota, Oomycota, Peronosporomycetes, Peronosporales, Peronosporaceae.